Molecule: messenger RNA, 549 nt
Organism: Penicillium alfredii
Lineage: Eukaryota; Fungi; Ascomycota; Eurotiomycetes; Eurotiales; Aspergillaceae
Product: peroxiredoxin family protein
Exons: 5
Coding region: 1-549 (182 amino acids)
Biological process (GO): hydrogen peroxide catabolic process; cellular response to oxidative stress; cell redox homeostasis
Cellular component (GO): peroxisome; mitochondrion; cytoplasm
Molecular function (GO): thioredoxin peroxidase activity
Source: RefSeq, a predicted model, not a curated record
AUGUUCGCCGCUCGCCGUUUUGCAACCGCUCUUCCCCGCGUCAGGCCCCAGGCCGCUCUCUUCCACAGCACCGCGCCCGCCUUCGUCCAGAAAGGCGACGCCAUUCCCAACCUGGAUGUGCUUGUCGAGGACUCUCCGGGCAACAAGGUCAAUCUGGCCAAGGAGAUCAAGGGCAAGGGCGUGAUUAUCGGCACCCCGGCUGCAUUCAGCCCCGCGUGCUCCAGCACCCAUGUCCCCGGCUUCAUCAACCACCCCAAGCUCAAGGAGGCCGGUCAGGUGUUUGUGAUCUCGGUCAAUGACCCCUUCGUGACCAAGGCCUGGGGUGUUUCUCUGGACCCGACGGGCAAGAGCGGUGUCCGCUUCCUGGGUGACCCGACUGGCAAGUUCACUGAGGCUCUGGACCUCAGCUUUGACAGCACCUCGAUCUUCGGCAACCACCGCAGCAAGCGCUACGCCCUGCUUGUGGAGGAUGGCAAGGUCAAGGACGCUUUCGUCGAGCCCGACAACGCUGGUCUCAAUGUUUCGACCGCCGAGAAGGUGCUCGGUUAA